This is a messenger RNA of Lottia gigantea (owl limpet), 858 nucleotides long. RefSeq lists its product as hypothetical. The transcript has 2 exons. The coding region runs from base 1 to 858 and encodes 285 amino acids. Lineage: Eukaryota; Metazoa; Mollusca; Gastropoda; Lottiidae. The record is from RefSeq and is a predicted model, not a curated record.
AUGAAACCAGAAACUUUAGUUAUGAAAAUAAUAGAAGCUAUUGAAACAGCUUCCCCAACUGUAAUAACUUUUAAUGGUAAAAAAAUCAGCAUAACUAAAAAACUUAUUGAUAAAUACAAAUAUUGUAAAGUCAGAGACGAUAUAGAUUUAGAAAGAAUUGACGCGAACGCAAAAGAAGGUGGAUUUUUACCUUUCCUUCUACCAUUAAUAUUUGGUGUUAUUGCAGCGGCGGGUGCAGCAACUGGAGGAAUAUCUGCCGCAGUCAAAGCUGCCAACGCAAAGAAAGCAGCUGGUGCUAAAGCCGCUGAAGAACGUAGACAUAAUUUAAUAAUGGAAAAGGAAGCCAAAGGUUCAGGAGAGGGAGAUAUGAUAGGUACAAUAAAAGAAUUUGGAAAAAGAUUUGGGGAAGAAACCAAGAAAACUGUUAAACAAGGAUUAAAUAAAUUAGUAGAUAGUAUUGACACAGGAGAAGUCAAAGUCAAACAUAACAAAUAUUUCCUAAUAACCCAAUGCGGUAGUUCCGGGAAAACUCAUCACACUUUAAACAUGUUGACAACACCAAACCUUUCAUAUUUCGAUUCUUUGAAUAUCUACACAACAACACCAGAGCAAUCGUAUUAUCAAUUCCUCAAAGCUUUAGAAUAUCUACCAAAGAAAGAUGUUCAAGACCUAUUUCAAUAUUACGAAGAAAACGAAGAAGAAGUGGAAAUAAAAGAUAUCAUAGAUAACUACAUCGAAGGAAAGAAUCCAACGGAUAUAAAAGUUUUUCUUACGAAAAAUGUUAAUGAUCUAGACUUGUCUAAUAUUGAUAGCAAACGAAAGAACGACUGCGUAGCGCAAAGAAAUCAAGCUGUUUAA